AAUUUAGGCAUCUUUUCUGGAAGUAUGGUGUUCAAUAACCGUAAAAAUGGUGAGUGGGGUCAAGAAGAACAACGUCUUAAAAACCCUUUUAGCGCUGGAGGUGAAUUCGACCUUCGUAUCAGAGUCAACAACGAAAAUUUUCAGGUAUUUGGUAACAGAGGAUAUCUUGGUUCGAUAACUCAAAAAGCACCCCUUGAUCAAAUACGCUAUAUUCGUAUUGAUGGCGACCUCUCUGGGCUUAGGCUUGUGCAUUAUGGUGGCGUGGUCUUUAAACUUCCUUAUUAUGGUGCAGCAGCACUGACUCCUGGAAAACGUCUUGACAUAUCAGCCUGGCCGGCGGGAAACAAGAUCAAUAUUGAACUCCACAACAGCCAAAGGCAGCAUGCUUUCCACAUGUCUAUUAGGUUCAAUGAGGGUGCCAUUGUCAGGAAUGCAAUGGUCGAAAAUUCUUGGGGUCCAGAAGAACGUGGAGGCGGUUUUCCUCUCAGCAAAAACAAAGUGUUUGAUCUAACGCUUGUCAACGAGAACUAUGGUUAUCAAAUCUACUUUAACGGACGCCAUUUCGCUUCAUUCGCCCACAGAGUGAGCCCAACAGAUAUUACUGUGCUCAAAAUUGCUGGAGACUUGGAGCUUUACUCCGUCAUGCUCAAUGAUGCCUAA
Enterobius vermicularis (human pinworm) is the source of this 660-nucleotide messenger RNA. Lineage: Eukaryota; Metazoa; Nematoda; Chromadorea; Rhabditida; Oxyuridae. The record is from the annotation of a GenBank genome assembly.